AUGAUUCAGACCAUCAAUUAUCCUGAUUAAAAUUUUGAUGAUUAAUAAUUACUUCAAACUCUCAAAAAUUAGAGAAUAGCUAUUAUAGGAGCUAUGAAUGAAAAAUAAAAACUUAAAAAUAAUAAUCAAAUUGUACAUUUAACACUUAUUAAUCUAAUCAUAUCAUUUAUUUUUGCAUACCUUAUAAUCUAAGAGUUACCUAUUGAUAAAUUUUAUGAAGAUUUGAAUUCAGCCUAUACAGUUAUUAAAGUAUUACAAAAAUAAGUUACUUAAUAAGUAAUAACUUAAAUUACUGAAAAAUCGGAUAGUGAUACUUGUUUAUCAUCUAUUGGUUAUUUCCCUGGAACUAAUAGAGGUUGUAUUUGUCCAAAUAUGUAAACAUCUAAUCAAUAGUGUCUUAAACCCUGUCAAAUUGUUGAUACUACAGCUUAACAGAAACUUUAUAUUAUUGAUGGAAAAUAAUAUUGUAUUGUUUAUGAGGAUUCAAAUGGCUAAAAUGGUUUAAAUCAUGUUCAAGAAAUCGAUAUUCGUGAUGAUGGAGUUUAAUUUAUUAGUCAUAAAUAUUCAUUCUCUAGAAAAGAUGAUUAAUAAGUUGGUGAUUUUUAUAAACUUAUUAUUGCCCCUGAUAAACCCUGUUUUAAUACAGCUUUAGGUCCUAAUAAAUAAUCUAGAUUAACUUAUCCAUUUUCUACUAUUUAAUAUAUUGGCUGUGAUCGUUAUUCCACUUGGAAAGAUGAUGCUAUUUUAUUAGCUGAAACUACUUAAGGUUAAUUAUUAGAUCAAAAUAAUAUCUUUACUUCCAACUUACCUUAUUUUGAUAAGUAUCACAAUGAUGAUGAUCCUAUGAAGAUCUUCAUCUUAAGAAAACUGUAUAUAAAUCAAGGAGAAGAAUGCUAAUAAGCUAUUGGAUAUAAAUUUUCAUAAUGCUAUAUUUCUUGUCUUUUCAUUUAAGUUUUUUAACUUGUUGUUUGCUAUUUUUCAUUUAUUUUAUUUACUAUUGGAUUCAUAUUUUUUAUCAUUAUCAAAAUUGGAGUUGAAUUUAAAACUAAAUCUAAAUCAAAAAACUUUAAUCAAUUAAAAGUCACUUAUAAAGUAAAAUUAAAUGAAAUACUUGAAAAAAGUAUUGUGAUUUUAGGUAUUCUUAUGGCAAUAGUAGUUAUCUUGUCAUAAUUUGUAUUCUAGUAUGGAUUAAAUAAUGAAGAAGGUUUAAAAAAAACAGCAUAAUACACAUAAUAACUAUUGAAUAAAACAUGCUUUUAAAAUUAAGGAAUUUUGAAAGCUAUCUAGGUUGUUUAAAAUGCUGUUACCAGUUGUACUCAAAAUAUUUAUAAUUAUGCUAUACUAUGGAUGAUUAUUGAAAUAAUAUACUUGAUAAUUGGUUACAUUAUAUUAAAAUAAAUGACAGCUAAAAGAUAGAAUUUAAAUUGA
Molecule: messenger RNA, 1428 nt
Organism: Paramecium sonneborni
Lineage: Eukaryota; Ciliophora; Oligohymenophorea; Peniculida; Parameciidae
Source: the annotation of a GenBank genome assembly